Molecule: messenger RNA, 2076 nt
Organism: Alternaria novae-zelandiae
Lineage: Eukaryota; Fungi; Ascomycota; Dothideomycetes; Pleosporales; Pleosporaceae
Exons: 3
Coding region: 1-2076 (691 amino acids)
Cellular component (GO): SBF transcription complex; MBF transcription complex
Molecular function (GO): DNA binding; transcription regulator activity; protein binding
Source: RefSeq, a predicted model, not a curated record
AUGGUGAAGAUGCCCCCCGCGCCCGAUGGCAAGAUUUACUCGGCAACAUACAGUAAUGUCCCCGUCUACGAGUGCAAUGUCAACGGCAACCAUGUCAUGCGCCGCCGCGCCGACGACUGGAUCAACGCGACCCACAUCCUCAAGGUAGCCGACUACGACAAGCCUGCGCGAACCCGCAUCCUCGAGCGCGAAGUCCAGAAGGGCGUGCAUGAAAAGGUCCAGGGUGGUUAUGGCAAAUACCAGGGCACAUGGAUACCGCUGGAGGAGGGACGCCAUCUGGCAGAGCGCAACGGCGUCCUUGACAAGAUGCGCGCCAUCUUCGACUAUGUCCCUGGCGACCGCAGCCCUCCUCCUGCGCCCAAGCAUGCGACUGCUGCGUCGAAUCGCAUGAAGCCGCCCAAGCAAACUGCGGCUGCGGCUGCUCGGAAUGGUAAAAACGUCUAUUCGCUUGAGUCUAUGCAGUCAUUCGUAACCACCAGCGCGCAGUCGCAAGUUAGCGAAGAGCCGUACGAGGCCUCUCAGAUCAGGUCGCAGAUCUUCCGCGAGGAGACACCGGACAACGAGACUGUCAUUUCAGAGUCGAUGCUGGGCGACGCAGACAUGCUGGAUUCAUACUCGACGGGCGGCAACAGGAAGCGCAAGAGGGGGAUGGAUCAAAUGUCCCUGCUCGACCAGCAACACCAAAUAUGGGCAGAUCAGCUGCUGGACUACUUCAUGCUGUUAGACCACGAAUCUGCCGUCUCAUGGCCUGAACCACCGCAGAGCAUAAAUCUGGACCGCCCGAUCGACGAGAAGGGACAUGCGGCCAUGCAUUGGGCGGCGGCAAUGGGCGACGUAGGGGUUGUGAAGGAGUUGAUACAUCGGGGAGCGCGUAUUGAUUGUCUGUCAAACAACCUAGAGACACCCCUCAUGCGCGCCGUCAUGUUCACCAACAACUUUGACAAGGAGACUAUGCCCAGCAUGGUCAAGAUUUUUCAGCAGACAGUUCACCGGACAGAUUGGUUUGGAAGCACUGUGUUCCACCACAUCGCAGCGACAACGAGCAGCUCAAACAAGUACGUUUGCGCGAGGUGGUAUCUCGACUGCAUCAUCAACAAGCUGUCGGAAACAUGGAUACCAGACGAGGUCACACGGUUACUGAACGCAGUAGACCAGAAUGGCGACACGGCGAUCAUGAUUGCUGCGCGGAACGGGGCGAGGAAAUGCGUGCGAAGUUUGCUAGGACGUAAUGUCUCCGUAGACAUAAUGAACAAAAAGGGCGAAACGGCAGACGACCUGAUCAGGGAGCUCAACAGUCGACGACGAACGCAUGGACGCCCACGGCAAGCUUCAUCGUCACCUUUCGCGCCACCACCAGAACACCGACUCAACGGACACGUCCCACAUCUAGAUGGCGGACCGCUAAUCCCGGUGCCAUUCCCCAGCAUGGCUGUCCGAGAACCUAUUCAGUACCGCUCACAGACCGCUUCGAAUCUCAUGAACAAAGUCGCGCCAACGCUGCUGGAAAAGUGCAAAGAGCUAGCCGAGGCAUACGAAUCCGAACUGCAAGAGAAGGAGGCGGAAUCAUUCGACGCAGAACGUGUAGUCAAGCGACGCCAAGCCGAACUGGAAGCCGUACGAAAACAAGUCGCCGAGCUCCAGCUCAUGUCGAAUGGCAUACACAUCGACCUCAACGACGACGAAGCAGAUCGGCAGCAAGAAGAAGAACUGCGGUUACUUGUGGAAGAAGCCGAGUCCCUACUUGAAAUUGAACAAAAAGCCGAGCUCCGUCGACUAUGCAGUAGCAUGCCACAGCAAAACGCCGACACAUCGCCUGUGGACGUUACAGAGAAGAUGCGACUAGCCCUCCUCCUACACCGCGCGCAACUCGAGCGGCGGGAACUUGUCCGAGAAGUCGUGAGUAAUCUCAGUGUGGCAGGCAUGAGUGAGAAGCAAGGCACGUAUAAGAAGCUCAUCGCGAAAGCGCUGGGCGAGCGCGAGGAAGACGUCGAGUCCAUGUUACCGGAGAUUCUGCAGGAGUUGGAGGAGGCGGAGACACAGGAACGGGCUGAGGGGUUGGAUGGGAGUCCGUUGUAG